UCGCUUCGAUUUGGUUUGGGAAUCGUAACGUCCAACCUCGUCUCGUCUCGCCCUUCGCAGAACAGAUCCGGGACGCAACUCUCGUCAGACGGUCACCUUUUUGGGGCAUCGAUAGUGGCGCGUGUGGGCCACCCUAUAAGGAGUGGAAUUUUAAUUGUAAAACCAAUUCCCAUCCACAGAGCUCUCUUCUAUCGGCAUGGCACCCCCGAACAGCACAUCGGACAGCAACAACGAGGAACUCGCUUUGGACACAAGUGCUGCACAUGGCAAUGGCAUCACAGCUCCAACGGGAGCGCCUGCCACUGGGUCGACACUGGCCACUGGCGACAACAAAGUCAAUCAGUGGCGGUACGAGCCACGAGAACGUUUCAUUAUCACCCGAAAUGUCGUUGUGAUUGGCCUCGCGUUUAUGAUACAUUUCACGGCCUUCCAUGGCACAUCGAACCUCCAGAGCUCGGUGAAUGCGGACAAGGCCCUGGGCACCACCACACUGGCCGUCAUCUACGGCUCCCUGAUUUUGUCGAAUGUGUUUCUGCCCAUGACUGUGAUUAGUUGGUUCGGCUGCCGCUUGACCAUGGCCCUCGCUCUGUUCGCCUACAUGCCCUACAUCGCCGCCCAGUUCUAUCCCCGGUUCGAGACACUGAUUCCCGCAGCUCUAAUGGUGGGCUUCGGUGGCGGACCUCUGUGGUGCUCCAAGUGCACGUACCUAUCCACCGUAUCGGAGGCGCUGACUCAAGUGCGCGGCAACAAGUCACGGAAGGAUGUCAACACGGUCAAGUUCUUCGGUCUGUUCUUCAUCUUCUACCAGAUGGCACAGGUCUGGGGUAACCUUAUCUCCUCCUCGGUGCUCACCCUUAGUGGUCCGGCCAAGACCGCGAGCAAUGGCAGCCUGGAAAUGGAAGAGGAUAGCAGCCCAAGCCUCAGCAAAGUGGGCGAGUUGUGUGGCGCACGCUUUUGUCCGGGUGUGGGGGCCGAGGCCAAUCCCAAUCUGGUGCCUCCGGCUCCGGAGCAGAUUCAGCUUCUGAACUCGAUUUUCCUGGCCUGCAUGGCUGCUGCCGUCGUCAUGAUGAUCUUUGGCGUUAGUUCCCUAAAGCGCUACGGCGUCAAGCGUGGCGACACAGGAGACGGAAUUUCUGGCCUAAAGUUGCUGACGGUGACCAUUAACCUGCUGCGCAAGCGCCGCCAGAUCCUGAUGCUGCCCAUUACCAUGUUCAUUGGACUGGAGGAGGCUUUCCUGGCCGUGGAUUUCACCCGCUCGUUUGUGGCCUGCGGCUGGGGCAUUUCGAAGAUCGGUUUCGCCAUGAUUUGCUUUGGCAUCGCCAAUGCCAUAGCAGCUGGCAUUGCAGGUGCUCUGGUGGAGCGCAUUGGACGCAUCACCUUGGCCGGACUCUGUGCUGUCCUGAAUCUCUGCCUCCUGGCGUACAUGUACACGUGGGAGGCGCGAGAGGGCGACUACAUUCGGUAUUGCGCCUUUGCCGCCGUUUGGGGCAUCUGCGAUGGCAUCUGGUUGGUUGUGGUAAACGCUUUUUAUGGAAUCUUGUUCCCGAACCAUUUGAUUGCGGCUUAUAGCAACUUUCGGCUGUGGGAAAGCACGGGUUCGGUUAUUGGAUACGUGAUAAGCUCGCAGCUUUGCACCUCCACCAAAUUGGUGAUUCUGAUGUGCGUCAUGCUGGUGGGUUGUGUGGGCUACGGUCUCAUCGAAUACCGCGUCUGGCAAAAACAAAAGAAUCUCGAGAUCAUGCUGAGCGAUUGA
Molecule: messenger RNA, 1753 nt
Organism: Drosophila persimilis
Lineage: Eukaryota; Metazoa; Arthropoda; Insecta; Diptera; Drosophilidae
Product: UNC93-like protein
Exons: 6
Coding region: 197-1753 (518 amino acids)
Biological process (GO): regulation of potassium ion transport; regulation of muscle contraction
Cellular component (GO): plasma membrane; striated muscle dense body
Molecular function (GO): potassium channel regulator activity
Source: RefSeq, a predicted model, not a curated record